GGUGCAGCGGUGUGGUGUGGCAUCACUCCCACUCAACGACUGCCCACUGCCCACCAGCACAGAGUACACCUCCUACGAAGGGCACCAACAACGCCAUGAAUACUCCAACUUCAGCCCUAUCCCCGGGUUCAAGUGUGGGGGCGUCACGAAGGCAAAGCGUGGGGUCUGAAGGCAAAGGAGAGGCGGAAGCGCACGGUAUGGACCACUGGGCGCUGGUAGGGGAGAAGCUGACGGCCGAGAAGCACCUAGCGGAGGAUGCCAAGAAGGUGCUGGUCUCGGACAUCAAAUCGAGCCUGCGAAGGCUGAUGGACGAUAUCAGUGAAGACAACUGGAUGUAUGACCCCAUCGACCUGGGGCAGGGGCAUCAGCACGGGAGAUGACCCCCGCUCCAGGGUAGACCUUAGACAGCCGCUACCGGGGUGCCGUUUUAGAGCAGCGGGUACAGCAGUAUUUAUCUUGUCCCUUGUAUAUACGAACGAAGCAUUGCUGCUCGGUGACCACAAUAAUCAUUACUGUAGGAGAUGGCUAUCCCAGCAGUGGUGGCGGCAAUUUCGAGCUUGUUUCGCUAGAGGAGAUGACUCUUCCAAGGGAUUGGGUUCCACGGAGGUUUUGCGUCGGGAGAAUUUCGCUGUUGUCAUGCAUAUGCAUACACAAAGUCAAGCAUGGUUAGACGUGUUGUACGUAGGGUCUCGGUUGUAGAAGUGCCGUGUUGCUGUCUUCAUUUGGCGUCUGUAUGGUCAGUUGCAGUUUUGUUUUGCGGGGGAACAUGUGUUGCCGGGGGGAGUAGACUACGGCUGUGCUCCACGAAGAGCAACAGCAUACAAUGUUGUCAAUGAGCUACAAGUACUUCCGCCCCCUCAAGAGUACUAGUUUGUCCAGACUGAGACUACAUUUAGUAUCCAUAGCUCGUUCUAGAAUAAAAUGACUUAUUUCAUUUUUUGGCAAAGUACGGCCAUUCUUCGCGUGAACACUCUCAAUCAUAUCUGCUUCUAGUUGUAUCGAUAUCGGUUCGUCUCGCUUCGCGGUAUCUGUGCAGUGUGUGGGGCACUCAACACGCCCAUAG
This is a messenger RNA of Ectocarpus sp. CCAP 1310/34, 1063 nucleotides long. Lineage: Eukaryota; Phaeophyceae; Ectocarpales; Ectocarpaceae. The record is from the annotation of a GenBank genome assembly.